Messenger RNA from Pseudogymnoascus destructans, 1883 nucleotides. RefSeq lists its product as uncharacterized. Lineage: Eukaryota; Fungi; Ascomycota; Leotiomycetes; Thelebolales; Thelebolaceae. The record is from RefSeq and is a predicted model, not a curated record. The coding region runs from base 448 to 1608 and encodes 386 amino acids. The transcript is spliced from 3 exons.
GAUAGAGGGGCAAGCGAUAAGGAGCGAUAACCACCCCAUAUGACUUCGGCGAUGGUCACGCAACACCGGCUUGGGUGGACUGAUUCGACUAAGCAAAGAGGUUGUCUACGUAUAUAUCAACUCUCUUACUUAACUUUGACGUGUACCGUUGUAUGAUGCUGAAUGGAUUCAUAUAAUAUCAUUCUCCCAUGUUUGCUUUAUACGAUACGGUCACUGAGACGAGAAUAAGCCCACCGCCAACCUCCCACCUUUCAAGAUCAUCAUAGAAGCGGUCAACAGCAUUUGGCCAGCACCAAAGCAACUCGACCGUGAUCGAGAACAAAGAAGAGGGCCACCAUCAAGAGCUGGCACGAUACAAAUUCAACUUGAGAACGUCGAUUUCGAUUAUAAAGAGUAUCGCGAUUGCGGGGUAAGUUCUCAUAUACAUACCGACAGACAACUCUCGCGAUGGCAUCUUCAAGACAUGGCCGUAGCCACGAAGAUGACACAAGGCCUACCCGACGAACGGCUCGUACUUGGGACAAUAUAGCUCGCUCAUCUGAUGCUACCCAACGUUUGCGCAACGAAGAAUCCUGGGUCGAAAUUUCAUCUCAACCAUCAUCCUCAUCCUUAUCCUCCAUCGACAACGAGAUUGUAACAGCUGGGUUACGCGUCCAGUCUUCCACCUUACGGCGUGGACGCCGUCAUGGCCCCGCCGGCGUAUCUCGCAUCUCUCAGGUUGUCGCCCAACGAAGCACCAGCAGCCAGGAUGAAUACGACGAAUCCGAGUCCUCCUCCGACGACCGUGUUCUUACCAGCUCAAACGAGAAUAUCCACUCGGGACGCGUCUCUCCUAGACAGCAAAUGAGACAAGACAUCCACUUCCCGCCUCCGUCAGAGGACGAGGACGACGAAGAUGAAGACGGCACGGCUCUGGGCAUCACUGCACCAGCAUUUAGUCCCCAGCCGAAUGCCUUUUCCCAUCCGCCAAACCAAGCACAAACGAGUAACAGGGCCUCCUUCGUUCCGCCUCGGCACUACCGCUCACCCCACCCCACCCACCAAGCAGCCAACGACGCCGCCCUCCGCGCCUCUCUCACAACACUCCUUUCCUGCGCCAAAGCGGCACGGUCAUUGCCCAAACAGCCUUCACCGACGAUGCAAACACCUGGAAUCAACAACAGGAAUGAAUUUCAGGGCUUGAGACUGGUCCCUGAAUCAGAACUCCUUGGCACACGGCCUCCACCCACCUCUCCCAACCUUGCGCCUGGACUGGGGAACGGCAUCCCCAGCAGGAGAUCACGCAGCAGCGCUACCGUCUCCGAAGACGAGAAUGAGCGCGGAAGGCGGAAAACUACGCAGCAGGGCCGUUCAACUAAGAAGAAACGGGUUGCUGUCCAAAGUGGGCGCGAGCAGACACAGCAACUUCUCAGCCCAACGCUGCUGACAUGGCUUGUAAGCGCUGGUGUAGUUAUUGUAGUGUCCGCCGUUGGCUUUGGAGCUGGCUACGCUUGGGGUUACGAGACUGGAAAGCAGGAGGGCGAGCUUUUGAGCGGCUGCGGGUUGGAAAUCACGGUGCCUCGCGUCAAAAGGUUUAGGUGGGGUGGCGGCAGCGGGAUUGCUGCUUAACGGUCAUUACGAGAAUGAGGGAAUGAGAUAUGAGAUACGACGGUAGGUAAAUACCUGGAAGGUAGGAAGGGUGUACCAUGCAGAUUGCUUUGGCUCGAGCUGGAUGUGGGGAAUUUAGCUCGGAAUAUUCUUAUAUGUCACGGAUGGGCGAGGUGAGCCCGGUGGCUGUUUUUAUCGAUGGGUAACUUCUGGCGUUGGAAGGGGGUCUGUAGGCCAGCUUGAUAAGGAAGGGCCUUAAAUCAUUUUAUGUUGGGCUUUGAGAUUGAAUAACUGCG